AUGUUAAGAUGCGUCCAUCCAGCCUCACGCGUGACGUUGAACUCCACGCCGCGGUCCGGGAGGACCGACCCAUGGAAGGCAGGAACCCGGGAAGCCGGCGCUGAUCUACCCGCCCGGCAGAGUCAUCCACCCCCAUCGACGCUGUUCGAUGUCAUGUGCUAUAGUAGUCACUUGCCCGAGCACUCAGUUACAGCUGCCCAGACUGCUAGAGUGGCCUCGCAGCGAUUCGCGCAGCAAGCUAAGUGUCGGUCACGUUGGUACAUUCGCGCCCUACGGCGCUUUCACCAUCGCCACGAUUUCCGACAAUUACUCCCGGAUUAUCAUCACUCGCUCAGCCGCCGAGAGCAUUAUCCAGAGAAACUCAAAGAUGCACCCACUCGUACUGCACCCUCGCCACUACAAGAUGGUGGAGUCGCACUCGUAGCGAUCAAGGAGCAGAGGGCUGGCGACAUCUCAAUCUCUACACACCGUAUGCUCGAAUCAGUAGUCAUCGAAGGUACAUCAACGACAGCCAACUGAUUGCUUGCCGAGUCAGAGCGGACGGAUACAACAAACCAAAACAUG
Molecule: messenger RNA, 564 nt
Organism: Aspergillus saccharolyticus JOP 1030-1
Lineage: Eukaryota; Fungi; Ascomycota; Eurotiomycetes; Eurotiales; Aspergillaceae
Exons: 1
Coding region: 1-519 (172 amino acids)
Source: RefSeq, a predicted model, not a curated record